Messenger RNA from Gopherus evgoodei (Goodes thornscrub tortoise), 2247 nucleotides. It is a transcript of the gene PRAF2, whose product is annotated as PRA1 domain family member 2. The transcript is spliced from 3 exons. NCBI's taxonomy places the organism in Eukaryota, Metazoa, Chordata, Testudines, Testudinidae. Gene Ontology annotation, cellular component: membrane. Bases 15 to 626 code for a protein of 203 amino acids. The record is from RefSeq and is a predicted model, not a curated record.
CCCGGGCGCUGAAGAUGUCCGAGGUGCGGCCGCCCCCGCUGCGGGCCCUGGACGAUUUCCUGCUGGGCCCCGCGCGCCUGGCGGCCCCGGACCCGCGCGACCCGCAGCGCUGGAGGAACCGGGUCCUCAACAACCUGCUCUACUAUCAGAGCAACUACGGGCUGGGCCUGGGGCUGGCGCUGCUGCUGGGGGGGUACUUCCGGCCCCUGCACACCCUUCUCUCCAGCUCCACGGUGACCCUCGUCUUCGUCACCUUCGUCUGGGCGGCCGAGAACAAGGCCCCGAUCCGGCGCUUCCGCCGCAGCUACCCCAGCGCCAGCCUUCUGGCCAUGCUGGGGAGCGCCUAUGGCCUGGUGUCUCUCUUGGGGGGCUCGGAGGUCUUCCUGCUGACAGUCGCCCUGCCCAUCUCCAGAGAAGAAACCUUGGAGAACUCCAAAAACCUGGAAAAACACUUUUUAAGAGAUCCUGGAGUCUUUUCCUCCAUAGUUGACAGGAAAUUAAUCUGGGAUUCCCUUCUCACACACACAUAUUGUGGGGGCAGGGUUGUUAGGGGGAGAAAAAACCCUGGAGAAAUCCUCCAAAACCUGGAAAAACAAUUUUACAAAGAUCCUGGUUCUCCCUGGUGAUUUUUUUUUUAAAUCCCAUUGGUUUUCCAUUCCCCUGCCUCUCUUGUGGUUUAUUUGUGGGGUAGGUAGAAAGCUGUGGCUGAACAAUGAAUAAAUUCCCUGUAAGCCUGGAAGAAUCCAGGUUUUCUUUACCCCAUAGCAGGGGGCAUUUUUACUUGGUUUAAUGUAGGGUCUCCCAAAGCCACUCGAAGGAUAGCCAACAGAAUUCACUGUUCUGCUCUAGGAAUUAGUGGAGGGCCAUUCUCUGGCCUGCAUGAGAUGGGGAGUUCAGACUGGAAGAUCACACAAGUCCCUUCUGAUGUGAAAUGUAACUGCCCCAAGGAAGUACGCUUUUUACUGUUCUGUGGAACGCCUUGCCUCAUGAUUUCCCCCAGAGGUUUUUAGCAGAGUUCAGUAUAGAGCUAGGGGACGAGGAGAAAGGCUGCUGUGUUAUACGCGAGGUCAGAGUGGUCCCUUCUGAAAAUUUGGGACAUCCCUGCUCCAAAAUGAAAUGAAAACCAGAAAAAAAAAAUCCCAGCAGGGCACUGCCAGAGGCAAUGGUAUCAGUGGUGGGAUUCCCAGGUAAUUUGCUGGUUUUGGAGAGGGGCAGGGCCAGGCCCCUUCCUGACGCACGCUGUAUGCCCUGCUGGGAGGGGGGCAUUUAAUGCCCCAUUUGGAGGCAGCGAGUGACUCGUGCUCUUGCCGCGUCAGUCACACUCAAAACAGUUCACACCUCUGCGAGUGACCAGUUCAGGCUUUCUGCUGACUCGGGCAGUGUCAGUUAUACUGAGGGAAUGUCUACACUUCAAACGCUGCUGAGGCACCUCAGUGAAGACCCUCUAAGCAGCAAGCGCUCACCCAUAGUUAAUCCAGCUUCCCGAGCGGCGGGAGAAGUUCUCCCACCAACCUGGCACUGUCUACAUGGGAGGUUAGGUCAGGGUAACUAUGUUGCUCAGGGGUGUGUGGAUUUUUCACACUCCUGAGUGACACACAGUUAUACUGAUUUAGGUCUGUAGUGCAGACCUGGCCUAAGGACAGUUCAGACCUUUGCAAGCGAUUGGCUCAGGCUCUCUGCAGAGCCAGGCAGGGAUUGGUUCACCCCUCUUUGAGCAAUCAGCUCAGGCUCUCUGCAGAGCCAGGCAGGGAUUGGUUCACACCUCUGCAAGCUAUUGGCUCGGACUCUCUGCAGACCCAGGCAGAGAUCAGUCCCCCCCCCCGCGGGCAGUUCACACCUCUGCGAACAAUCAGCUCAGGCUCUCCACAGACAUUUUGGGACAUUUCUCCCCAACCGUAAGGGUCAGAAAUGCCCUUCCCUCCCUCCACGAUAGCCCAGGCUCCGCUCUCGCCGGCGCACCCCCACACACACACGCCCCCAGCCAAGCCACUACGCCACAGCCUUGCCUCUGCGCUCUGUAUUAUACAAACCCCGUUCUGCACCGUGACCCGUUUGACAUUCGCCAUAGAAAUUCCCACUACAAUCCACGCGCUGGGAACGGGACAAAGUCGAGGCCCAGAGCCCGUCGCAUGUUGGUGCCUGUCGCUACUAACACAUGGCCCAGGGGAGGUGGGUAUGCACGCGGGACCUGGGGGGGGGGCUACAGUCCCCAUCCCCCCACCCCACUUCCCCCGAAAUAAAAUCCAG